Messenger RNA from Nothobranchius furzeri (turquoise killifish), 2699 nucleotides. Lineage: Eukaryota; Metazoa; Chordata; Actinopteri; Cyprinodontiformes; Nothobranchiidae. The record is from RefSeq and is a predicted model, not a curated record.
CACACUCUGUUGACAUCAUGAAUAUUCAUCAAAGGCAUGCUAUAUAUCAAAAAUCAAAGGAUUUUCUGCUAAAUUUCAGAUACUCAUUCACAAUUUUACUUUUGCAAAAUGUUAUUUCAAUAAGUACAAAGCAUUUGCAUGGAUGAAAGCUAAGAUGAAGGCUGAAAAACUUCAAAGGCAUACAUUUGUUUUUCAAAACAAAUUCCUGCAGAAUCGAAUUUUGUUUACAUUCAGUAGGGGCAGCUUACACAGGUGCACCAAUUGACUAAAAGUACAUAUAUGAGACUCAGAUCAGGAUUCAUUUCUUUGAACCGCAACCAUGAGAAGAAGAUUCAAUGUGAAUGAAGCCCUGGAGGUGUUUCAGCAGCUUGAGGAAGAGGGAGAGUCAGCCUCAUCCUCAUCCUCAUCCACGGAUGACAGCUCUUGUUCGGAUGAAGAGGCUGAAGAUCAGGCCUUUACCCCAGGGCCUGAUUCAGGGGAAGAAAUGGAAGAAGGUUCAGAUGAGGAGGUGGUUGCUGCAGAGGAGAGAUGGGACCAUCCUUUGUGGCAAUCAAAGAGCGGGAUCGCCUGGUCCCCGACACCCGACACCAGGAUCCCCUUUCGGGCUCCAGACGUCCGCCAUUGUGGGAUCACCCGCCUCGCUGUCAGCUACAUCCAAACUAUUGAGGACAGCUUCGAUUUUUUUUUAACUACAACAAUCCUAGAUGUAAUAAUAAAAUACACCAAUAUAGAGGGAAGAAGAAAAUAUGACGAUUGGACAGACGUUGACCGCGUGGAACUCCGGGCAUUGUUUGGGUUGCUCAUCCUCGCUGGUGUGCACCGUUCCCGUGGGGAAUCAUCUGCCAGCCUCUGGGGGGAGGAAACGGGGAGGCCGAUAUUCAGAGCCACGAUGAGUUUGGGAAGGUUCCACAUGCUGACUGCAACAUUGCGCUUUGAUGACCGCUUGACCAGGGCAGCCCGCCGGUUGGUGCAGCAGGACAAGCUCGCUCCCCUGCGGGAAGUGUGGGACCUCUGGGCGGCCCGGCUCCCUCUCGCCUACAACCCCGGUGAAGAUGUCUGCGUUGAUGAACAGCUCGUCGGAUUCAGAGGUCGCUGCAACUUCAAGCAGUGCAUGCCCUCAAAACCGGCAAAAUAUGGCAUCAAGCUGUGGGUGGUGUGCGAUGUGGCCACUUCUUAUGCCUGGGGGAUUAUUCCCUAUCUGUGCAAGACGACUCGAGACGCCCCGGCAGAAAGGGGGCAAGGGAAGCGGGUGGUGCUGGAACUCACGGAGGGUCUGAGCGGCCGCACUGUCACCACGGACAAUUUUUUCACCUCGCUGGUUCUUGGAGAGGAGCUGCUAAAAAAAAAAAUCUGUCUUGUGGGAACAGUUAGGCGCAACAAGCCAGAGUUGCCCCCACAGCUGCUCCAGAUGAAAAGCAGAGCGGUUCUGUCCUCCCUGUUCGGCUUCACCUCCACCGCCACCGCGGUGAGCUACAUUCCAAAGCGCCGGCGGAACGUUCUGCUCCUCAGCACCAAACACCAUCAGGUUCAGAUCCAGGAGGGACCGCAGCAGAAGCCGACCGUAAUCAUCGAUUACAACCGCUGCAAAGGGGCAGUUGACAACUUGGACAAGCUCGUUGCAACAUACAGCUGCCGCCGCAAGACCAGACGUUGGCCCAUGUCGCUCUUCUGCAACAUGUUAGAUGUGAGCGCCUACAAUGCCCUGGUCCUGUGGCUGUCUGUGGAACCGGCCUGGAACCAACAGAAGUGGAGCAUCCGUCGAAGGCUGUUCUUGCAGGAGCUUGGGACCUCCAUGGUGAGACCAGCCCAGGCGAGGCGCACUCGCUUGCCGCGGUCCAGCAGCGCUGCAGCUCUGUUGGAGGUGCAGCAGCAAGUGGAGCCAGGUCCAGCCCAGGAGCAGACAAAGAAAAGAUGCCACCUUUGCAGAGGGAAGAGGAGCGUGCAUGCACGCUUUUGCCAUGCAUGUGGACAGGCUGUGUGCAAGGAGCACUCAACAGUUGUGUGCUCAGCCUGCAGCUGUUAGCUCACUCCCCUCUGUGUUUCUCUCUCUUUCUCUCUCUCUCUCUCUCUCUCUCUCUCUCUCUCUCACACACACACACACACACACACACACACACACACACACACACACACACACACACACACACACACACACACACACACACACACACACACACACACUUUUUCUUUGUUCGUGUGCUUUAAUAAAGUGUUCAACUGGUCAUCUUUGUAAGUGCAUUUUUUUGUGCUCUAAUGACUUUAACGUGAGUAUUUUAGAAAAUAUGACAUUACACAAAAACUACAAAGUGAGCAAAAAAUAUUUUUAUGCCUAUUUGUGACACUCCAAGGCUGUGACAACUUACCCACAAAAAAGGUCAUCUGGACAUAACACACAAAAAAUGAUUUGAUUUUUUCAUUUUUUGUACAGUUUUCAAACUUUGGGUUUUGCUAAUAAACCUAGCAAUGAAGGGGUUAAAUCUGAGAAACACACACAUAUUUUAUUAUAUUUUGUUAGGGCUGAAGCCAAGGAUGAAAUUCAUGUAAAAAAAUUGGGACUUAUGAAAUAUUAUAUAAUAUUUCUAUGGGAAGCUUUCUAAGUGCAUUUUUUUGUGCUCUAAUGACUUUAACGUGAGUAUUUUAGAAAAUAUGACAUUACACAAAAACUACAAAGUGAACAAAAAUAUUUUUAUGCCUAUUUG